This is a messenger RNA of Blepharisma stoltei, 996 nucleotides long. NCBI's taxonomy places the organism in Eukaryota, Ciliophora, Heterotrichea, Heterotrichida, Blepharismidae. The record is from the annotation of a GenBank genome assembly.
AUGGUAGCUAAUAACCCUCCUGAUCUUGAUUUAGAAAGUAUCAUCGACAGACUUAUUGAAGUUCGAGCUUUUCGGCCUGGAAAACAAGUGAAUUUGACAGAGCAAGAAGUUAGGAAUCUUUGUAUGAAAUCAAGAGAAAUCUUUAUGUCACAGUCGAUUCUUCUGGAACUAUCUGCACCGAUGAGAAUUUGUGGAGACAUCCAUGGACAAUAUAACGAUUUAUUGCGGCUUUUUGAACAAGGCGGGUUCCCUCCAGAGUCGAAUUACCUAUUAUUAGGAGAUUAUGUAGACCGUGGGAAGCAGAGUUUAGAAACCAUAUGUUUGCUUCUGGCUUAUAAAAUAAAAUACCCGGAAAACUUUUUUUUACUUAGAGGAAAUCAUGAAUGUGCGAGUAUCAAUCGUAUUUAUGGAUUUUAUGAUGAAUGCAAAAGACGAUACAACAUAAAAAUAUGAAAAACCUUCAUCGACUGCUUUAAUUGUCUCCCAAUCGCUGCAAUUGUUGACGACAAAAUACUUUGCAUGCAUGGAGGACUUUCUCCUGAACUUUCUUCUAUCGAUCAAAUUAGAAGGAUUAUUCGGCCUACUGAUGUCCCAGAUACUGGGCUAUUAUGCGAUUUAUUAUGAAGUGAUCCUGAUAAGGAUGUGCAAGGGUGGGGAGAAAAUGACAGAGGCGUUUCUUUUACAUUUGGAGCUGAUAUUGUAUCAAAUUUUUUGAGGAGACAUGACUUAGACCUGAUUUGCAGAGCACAUCAAGUUGUAGAAGACGGAUAUGAAUUUUUUGCCCAAAGGCAACUUGUUACAGUAUUCUCAGCUCCAAAUUACUGUGGAGAGUUUGAUAAUGCUGGAGGCAUAAUGAGCGUUGAUGACAGUUUAAUGUGCAGCUUUCAAAUUCUAAGGCCUUCAGAGAAAAAACAGAAAUUCAACUAUGGAGGACUUAAUGUAGGAAGGCCUGUAACUCCACCAAGAACGAAAACUGUAAAGAAAAGUUUCACUUAG